UCGAAUCCAUUCCAACACUCGAAAUUAAUUUCUCCCCUUCUCGCCCUAGGUCUCCUCCGACGAAAGGCAAGACGGCGGCCAAAGGCGGCCCUUCACAGAUUUCUGGCCAGCGGAGUCGUUCGCGACGGUUGUUGCGGGAUUCGAUCGGAAAAGGACUGGUCUCGGCGGCGGACAGCGGCAAGACGCGUGAGACUCACGGUGUUCUCGACGGCGAAAGGGCUGCUGAACGGUCGUGCGGUCGGUGGUGAUUCACGGCAGGGACAGGCGGUCGACUUCCCAGCUAGUUCGCGACGGCUGGGCCGAGAAGAGGACUGCGCGAACGGAUGGUGGUCGAGGGCUAGUGACGACUAUAAGUUCACGGAGGUGCUGGGGCUGCGUGGACUCUGUUCGGUGAUGACGUUCAGUGGUGGGGGCUGCUCGAUCUUGACUUGCGGUGGCUCCAACGGCUCUCGGUGGCGGCGGCCUGAGCGAUUGGGCGCUGUUACGAGGGACUCGCGUGGGGGAUAUGACAAUGGCUAUCGUUGUGCGACAAGUUGCGGUCAUAACGAGUUUGAGUUCGGGAUUUGGACCAGAAAUUUGAGAGAGAUCGAGAUGAAUUUGCACAGCACUUCGAGAAAAGAUACGAGGAGGAUCUCCUCAUUACGCUGCCAAUCUCAGUUAUUCUCAAGAGGGAUUAAGGGACAAUAAUAGUGAUUAAAGCAUACCAUAUUGGAUUGGUACGAACAGCACAAAAUAAGGGGAUUAUGAUCGGUCAAAGGAGGAGUUAGUAUUCGACCUGUGCAUUUGCACAGUUAUAAAUA
Molecule: messenger RNA, 800 nt
Organism: Striga asiatica
Lineage: Eukaryota; Viridiplantae; Streptophyta; Magnoliopsida; Lamiales; Orobanchaceae
Source: the annotation of a GenBank genome assembly